Necator americanus (New World hookworm) is the source of this 2556-nucleotide messenger RNA. RefSeq lists its product as uncharacterized. Lineage: Eukaryota; Metazoa; Nematoda; Chromadorea; Rhabditida; Ancylostomatidae. Bases 1 to 2556 code for a protein of 851 amino acids. The record is from RefSeq and is a predicted model, not a curated record. The transcript has 18 exons. Gene Ontology annotation, cellular component: membrane; cytoplasm. Gene Ontology annotation, biological process: protein folding in endoplasmic reticulum.
AUGACUGAGCGAUGGCGCACGACCACCACCUUGUUGUACAUGACUGUUUAUUGGUCUUGUAUUUGUUGUGACAACGUCUGCUCAGCUGGUGGAUUUAAGGAUUUAGUCAGUUCGUACCUUGAUAUUCAUCAACUAUCAUUGUCGUGUCCCAUCGAAGUGCCGACGAGGUUUCCUCGUAGUUUAAAUCAUAACAUACCGUUGAGCGGUACUACUUCACAGUCAAAUUCAACACAUCGCACAAGUUCUGGAAAUUGUACUAACAAUCUUACUGCCCCUGGCUCGCUAAGACAUCCGACUUCCAUUCUUAGCACUAAACCCACUGAAAGUGAAAUAGUUGAUGAUAAACACCCACCAACUGAAGAACCCCAUCAGCCUAUUGCUACAUUCGACGAGUGGACAAAGGAAAAGUUGAAACAGGAACAUAGAAAAGCGAUUAUCAAGCCUGCCGUGUCUACAUCCGAUUCCGGAAUGCCUAGUGCUCGAUCUCAGCAGUUGCCUCCUGCCAGUGCUGCGACGCGCAACUAUGCCAGCAGGGAGUGUGGUGCAAAAGUGUUACUAAGUAACCCGGAAGCUGAAAAUACAAAGGCUAUUCUGAACGAAAAGGAAAAAGACGAGUACAUGCGCAAUCCUUGCGAGAAAGCUGAAAAUAAGUUUGUCAUUGUGGAGCUUUGUGAAACCAUACAGCCCCGAAGAAUUGAAAUAGCCAAUUAUGAACUAUUCUCAUCCGGCCCACAAAGCAUAAGACUUUGGUCCGCAGAACGGUUUCCUAAUGGCGAAUGGCGCCUACUCACCGAAUUAACCGCCGCUGAUUCUCGACAAAUACAACAAUUUCAAGUACCAUUCAGUGGUAUAUAUGCCAAAUUCAUAAAAGUGGAACUCCUUUCUCAUUAUGGUAAUGAACAUUAUUGUACUUUGUCAGUCCUAAAGGUCCUUGGAAUAUCUAUGGUGGAUGAAUACGAGGCAGAGGCUGAAGCUGCUUCUGUAGCUCAGGUUCAAAAUAAUCUUGCAUCUCAUGCUGAGGAGCAACAGAACUACACUUCAGCUGAAUCCCCCGAAACAGCUUCCACAGUCUCCUCACAAGCACAGGGGAUUGAUGCUCCAAAAAAGAGCGAUAUUUCUUCAAAUGUUCUUGCUCCAUCUGAAUCGAGGGAGGAUGCAUCCGGUUCGAAUCCGACUGUUAUCGAAUUGGUUGAUGAAGUAAGCGGCCACUUGAUUAGUAAAUUUGUGGACGUUAUGAAAGUUAAAUUUGGAAGUGGAAACGACAACAGCUCGCGUUCUGGGAGAGAAUGUUCUAUCUACAAUCCAUUUAAUGCGUGCUAUUUUUGUCCCAAAGACGGGUCUUAUAUAUAUCCACGUCAGUUUUGCCAAGCAUUUGUGUGGAAAUCGCCACCAUCGUCCUCGCUAGAACGAAAUGACGUGCGGUUUCCUGCAGCAUUCGUUGCUCGUCGUGGGAUGUCCGCAAUAAACCGUCUGAGGCGGUCUCGAUACGCUUUUUUGCAGCGUAAGUCACCUGCUUACCUGCAUCCUCCUCUUCUUGUUCCGCUGCAACCAGAAUCUUCGAUUGAUACGAGUAAGACUCAGGAGUCUUCCAGUGAAAAGGCUGCGUCACCAGUUACGAUUCCUCAACAACAGCAGCCACAACAACAACAGCAGCAUCAUCAUCAUCAACAACAACAACAACAGAAGCAUCGAACUUCACAAAAUCCACGUCCUGUACAGCCAGUUCCUUCGGAUGUGUUGCCUGCGUCAUCAACAAGUCAUAAAGAAUCUGUUUUUAUGAAGUUGAACAAACGGAUUGCCGCUUUGGAACUGAAUAUGUCAUUGUCGAGCGAAUAUCUCAGCGAGCUGAGUCGACAAUAUGUUGCUCAGACUGACGAACACCAGAAACACAUGAAACAAGCGAAGAAGGUUGUUGAUGAAGCAGUAGAAGCUAUUUACGCUCGCGUAAACGAGACACUCGCUGAUAAGAUUGCGAUUUUACGUCAAGAAGUUGACGUACUUUCGGGAUGGCUCUCUUCUAUGCGUAUUACGGCUUCAAAAGUGACAGUCAGUCGACUCAAUAGAAGGAGACAAAGGACGGACCAUGACAAAUGCAUUCCCCAACAAAACCAGCUUCAUCGUUAUUCUCCACCUGAUGAUGGCUUAUGGACGACAGAACAAGUCGUUUACAUGGUUAUUACUACGCAGUUGGUUACUGUCCUACUUCUUGCUGUGCUAAACCUGUGUUAUCAGCGUUUCAUGUCCGAGCCUCGCCUCUCUGAUGAACACAGGUUGCAGAUCGAAGAGCUUGUGAACGAAAGAGUGUUACAGGCAAUAGAAAAGAACCGUUCACUGCUACAGUACUACGGUGGCGGAAGUAAUUCGUGGACCAAAAGAAGUCCUCUUGUUGAAGAACCAUGUUCGUUGCGUGAUGAUGGAUGUAUGGGCUUUGCAGCAGAAUGCAGUUCAUCUUCACAGAUGACAAAUAGCGACGAUUCGAGUGUUGAGGAAGUGGCUCCAGUUGAAGGAUGCUCGUUGUUGUCACCUGAAGUGCACGCAAUCACAUCGGUUGCGUAG